AUGGGCUCCAUAGAUUCCCCGCAUCUUCCUUCUGAUUUUCUCUGGGGGUUUGCUACUGCCAGCUACCAAAUCGAAGGAGCAGUCGAUGAGGACGGUCGUGGGCCUUCUAUCUGGGACACCUUCUGCAAAAAACCAGGAAAGAUCGCUGGCGGGGCAAAUGGCGAUGUAGCCUGCGACUCAUACCACCGCACCCAUGAAGACAUUGCGCUGUUGAAGGAGUGCAAGUCCCCGGCCUAUCGGUUUUCGAUUUCCUGGUCUCGCGUCAUCCCCCUCGGAGGCCGCAACGACCCCAUCAACGAAAAGGGCCUCCAGUUCUAUGUUAAAUUCGUCGAUGACCUCCUAGCAGCUGGCAUCACACCCCUCGUCACUCUCUUCCACUGGGAUCUCCCCGACGAGCUGGACAAGCGGUACGGCGGUCUAUUGAACAAAGAAGAAUUCGUUGCCGAUUACGCCAACUACGCCCGUGUCAUCUUCAACGCCCUCAGUCACAAGGUGAAAUACUGGAUUACCUUCAAUGAGCCGUGGUGCAGCAGUGUGCUCGGAUACAACGUUGGUCAAUUCGCACCUGGCAGGACGAGUGACAGGAACAGGAACCCGGAGGGUGAUGGUUCCACGGAGCCUUGGAUUGUAGGGCACAAUCUCCUUGUUGCGCACGGGACUGUUGUGAAGAUCUACCGCGAGGAAUUCAAGGAGCGUGACGGUGGUGAAAUCGGGAUCACCCUUAACGGCGACUGGGCCGAGCCCUGGGACCCUUCAAACCCCGCCGACGUCGCUGCAGCACCACGCAAAAUCGAAUUCGCCAUCUCCUGGUUCGCAGACCCCAUCUACUUCGGACGCUACCCAGAUAGCAUGGUAGCCCAGCUCGGCACCCGCCUGCCCGAAUGGACCCCCGAAGAAGUUGCCUUAGUCAAGGGCAGCAACGACUUCUACGGCAUGAACCACUACUGCGCGAACUUCAUCCGAGCCAAGACCGGCCCAGCAGAUCCCACCGACGUGGCCGGGAAUCUGGAGCUGCAUCUUCAAAACAAAGCAGGAGAGUGGGUCGGUCCCGAGACGCAAUCGCCCUGGCUUAGACCGUCGCCGAUUGGGUUCAGGAAGCUGCUGAAGUGGCUGAGUGACCGGUACGGACGGCCGAAGAUCUAUGUAACCGAGAACGGGACGUCGUUGAAGGGCGAGAAUGAUUUGCCGCUGGAGCAGCUGCUGAAGGAUGACUUCCGGGUGGAGUAUUUUGAGGGUUAUGUGCGGGCGAUGGCGGAGGCGUAUACGAUUGAUGGGGUUAAUGUGAGGGCUUAUAUGGGUUGGAGUUUGAUGGAUAACUUUGAAUGGGCUGAGGGCUAUGAGACCCGCUUCGGUGUUACAUUUGUUGACUAUGAGAAUGAUCAGAAGAGAUACCCCAAGGCGAGUGCCAAAGCCAUGCCGGAGAUUUUUGCAAAGUAUAUCCAGAAGGCGUGA
Aspergillus puulaauensis is the source of this 1452-nucleotide messenger RNA. RefSeq names its product glycoside hydrolase family 1 protein. The transcript has 5 exons. The record is from RefSeq and is a predicted model, not a curated record. Bases 1 to 1452 code for a protein of 483 amino acids. Gene Ontology annotation, molecular function: beta-glucosidase activity. Lineage: Eukaryota; Fungi; Ascomycota; Eurotiomycetes; Eurotiales; Aspergillaceae. Gene Ontology annotation, biological process: carbohydrate metabolic process.